AUGCCAUCGUCAAACGGCAAGACGAACCGCAAAGACUCGACGUCGAACUUGCUUCGGCUGUUCCAUGGCGGGCGGGCCGAUCAUCGUGUGGUCACCAGACAAGACCUGACCACGGAUUAUCCCGAAAAUGAUGACAGUCCGCGGACUUCGAACUCCGAUGGUGGGAUCGCCAUCAAUAAUUAUUACACGUGGAACUCGUCCAGAACGAACUCUUCCAUACACAAGGAGAGGGCGGAAAUCGUAUCAGCACUGCACUCGGUCAAGUCAGCGUCGGAGCCGCAUCGCGGCCUGGCGAUGAGCAACAGCUUCACCAGAUCACACAGGUUGAGGGAAAUCAUGUCAAUGUGCGCGGACCGCCGGGGCGAUUUUUCAACGGACGAGUACCACCGCCACGACCACGGUAACAGCGGUAACGACCAGGACGACGACGACGACGACGUGGCUUCGGCCUGGUCGACCAGCGGAGCGACCGCGGCCCGACGUAGUUGGUCGUCGUCGUAUAUCGGUGGCACGUCACGUUGCUGGUCGUGUACAGCCACCGACCGCGAAACUGACGAAGAUGACGACGACGACGACAACAACAACUUGACCGCGGACGAGGCUCACUGCCGACGGACGGCUGAUAGUCGUCAGUGGUCUUGGGUACGAAAGUUGAACCGGAAGUUCAGAAACAGUCGAGACAGCAGAUAA
Metopolophium dirhodum (rose-grain aphid) is the source of this 690-nucleotide messenger RNA. RefSeq lists its product as uncharacterized. The record is from RefSeq and is a predicted model, not a curated record. The transcript has 2 exons. Bases 1 to 690 code for a protein of 229 amino acids. NCBI's taxonomy places the organism in Eukaryota, Metazoa, Arthropoda, Insecta, Hemiptera, Aphididae.